AUGGCAGCGAACGAAAGUGAAGCCCAGCCAAUGUUUCAGGAGAUCCAUGGCCAACUCCAGUAAGUAUUGUAAAAUUUAAUAUUUAUUUUUUUUUGUUUAAUAUAGCUAAAAUUUAUUAUUGUAGGCAGCUACAUGAUAUGUGUGCUCGUUUAGAACGACAAGUUAGUAAAGAACCGCCAGAAAGGAGGAGACAGUUGAAGAUCAAAGUAGAUCAGCUUAAGUAUGACAACCGAGCGUUAGAAUCUUCUUUUAAUGCUAUUCAGAUGAGGUUAGCAAACAAAUGGAGGCAUGCGCAUGAAAGGAACGAACUGUUAACUCAAAGGUAUGUCAUUAACGUUAUUUAAGUGUUUAGACCAAGACUAAGACAUAGAAUUGUGUAAGACCUUUAUUAAUGUCUACAUCUUUAGGUUUCGGCCCAAUGAAACAGCUUUGAACUUUGAAGAUCAGGAAUUGCUACUGAACGAUAGAAUGCAAGGAGCUCAUCGUGGUGUGGAUGACUUGAUUAGUAAUGCCGAAGGUGUUCUGGCUUCUCUCAAAAAUCAGCAUUUUAAUUUAAAACGUGUGAGAGGUGCAGUGCAUUCUAUUGGACAAACUUUGGGCCUUUCUAACACGACACUUGGACUGAUUGAACGAAGAGUGUCAGAAGACAUGACUAUAUUUAUCAUCGGAUGUAUAUGUGUGUUGGUCUUCAUGUACGCGUUCUAUUCCUACUGGAUGGGUUGA
Messenger RNA from Bursaphelenchus okinawaensis, 723 nucleotides. The record is from the annotation of a GenBank genome assembly. Lineage: Eukaryota; Metazoa; Nematoda; Chromadorea; Rhabditida; Aphelenchoididae.